UAUUUCUCCGAUUACUUGCAGCCCUAGCAAGAGCGAGCGAGAGCAUUCGCCAAUCGCAGUGACUUCUGAUUUCAAACGCGUGUGUUAAAACGAAUUAGCACUACACUUAACGUUUUUGUGUUAGUAUUCGUCCAAAAUCACGACGGCGACGCACAGUGUCAUCAAUACCAACUAAUUUUGCAAAUUUGGCUUCUGCCGCAUUAACAAUCUUUGAAUUGUGUGUUAAAAUAGUUUGCGGUUGAAAAGAAUAUGCAUUUAUACUAAACUACACAGUGGUGGAAAGGCAACGAAACCAAACGGAAAAAAUUUAAUUACACCUUAAUAAAAUAUAACAAAGAGAACUCUAACUCCACUCCAUAAAAUACAUACGAAUUAUAAACGAUAGCGAUUAUUGCUUUUGAUAAUGACGUUGACGAUCAAGUUGAUGCUGCAAUAGUUGGGAAUGCAACAUUUGGAGCUGAAGAUCAGUUGGAUCACUUGAACACAAUGCGCGAAGCGCUUUUUUCUCAGGAUGGCUGGGGUUGUCAGCAUGUCAACCAGGAUACAAACUGGGAGGUACCAAGUUCUCCGGAGCCAACCAACAAGGAUGCAUCUGGACCGCCUAUGUGGAAGCCGAGCGUCAACAAUGGCACAGAUCUUUGGGAGUCGAACUUAAGAAACGGUGGCCAGCCGCCAGCUCAACAAAUUCCGAAGCCCUCUUGGGGUCACACGCCAUCCUCCAACCUAGGCGGUACGUGGGGAGAAGACGAUGACGGGGCGGAUAGUAGUAGUGUCUGGACUGGAGGAUCCGUUAACAACACUGGAUCUGGUGCAGCCGUUGGUGUAAAUCCAAGUGGAGUCAACGUAGGCCCCGCUGUUGUUCCCUCUGCUGGCCCUCAGUGGGGUCAGGGUGUUGUUGGAGUUGGCGUUGGACUAGGAUCAACUGGUGGAAGCGGCUCAAGCAAUAUAACUGGAACAAGUGGAAUUGGAGCUGGAGGUGGAAAUAAUGCCGGCAAUACUGGCAACGGGUGGGGAGAUCCUCGCGAAAUACGGCCACUGGCCGGAGGCGGCGGAGGACCUAUGGACAUUCGAAAUGUCGAUCAUCGCGACGCAUUACGCGGUGGUGGCAGUGCUGGAGCUCCAUCCGGGGAUCCUCGUGACAUUCGCAUGAUUGAUCCGCGCGAUCCUAUUCGCGGGGAUCCCCGUGGAAUAUCUGGCAGACUCAAUGGCACUUCAGAGAUGUGGGGCCAUCAUCCACAGAUGUCCCACAACCAACUACAGAACAUGAACAAAAUGGUUGGACAAGUUUCCGGCUCAAAUGUUGGACCGUCAUCCGGUCCCGGAAUUGGCCCCGGUGGUCCGGGUCCUGGUGGCGUCUCCGGUACCGUAUCAACAAAUAUUGCAACCCAGUGGGGACCGACCCAAACGGUGGGAGUGGGCGGGGGCGGUACGAAGGACAAGAUAAGUGGUUGGGAGGAACCAUCGCCACCUCCACAGCGCCGCAAUAUUCCAAAUUACGAUGACGGGACGUCUCUGUGGGGCCAACAAACACGUGUUCCUGGCGGCGGGGGCGGCGGCGGUCACUGGAAAGACAUGACCGACUCUAUUGGCCGUAAUCACUUGAUUCGAGGACAAAAUCAAUCUGUUGGUAUCGGUAUUGCAGGCGUUGGCGUUGGCAAUACAAAUGUUCCAGUUGGCGGCAAUCCCAACAAUCCCAUGACCAGUGUAGUGGGGCCUCAGACGCGUCUCUCAUCCGUGAGUGGCGUGCAGCACAAGCCAGAUGGAGGUACAAUGUGGGUACAUUCGAACAACGUCAGUGGCAGAAACACAGUUCCGGGCGUUACAGCAUGGGGAGAUGACAGUCAUAACGUUGGUGGUCCCGGCGGCGGGUCUGUAUCUGGCAGUAACUGGGUUGAUGACAAAUCCAGCGCAGGACUCGCACAAAACUCAUGGAGCGACACCUCGUCCGUCGGUGUUGGCUGGGGUAACAAGCAGAGUAAAUUGCCAUCAGCAAGUGGCUCAUCAGGUUGGAGCACGUCGUCAAGUGUUGGCGUUGGUGUAGUGGACGGUGACCUCGGAUCCGAUUGGAACGCACACGGUGGCAUUGUGGGCAAAUCACAGCAACAACAACAGCAAAAGCUGGCUGGCCUCAAUGUGGGAAUGGUUAAUGUGCUCAACACGGAGAUGAUAAAGCAAAGCAAGCAGUAUCGCAUUCUGGUCGAAAAUGGAUUUAAGAAAGAGGACGUGGAACGGGCCCUAGUAAGUGCCAAUAUGAACAUCGAGGAAGCGGCUGACAUUCUCCGGGCCAAUUCAUCUUUGGCCAUGGAUGGCUGGCGUCGGCACGAGGAGAGUCUCGGCUCCUACUCCGAUCACUCUAGCUCAACGAGCAGCGGUGGCUUUGCUGGUCGCUACCCAGUGGGCGCUGCGCAACCUUCGAUGUCAUUCCCUCCUAAUAAUCUUAUGAAUAGCAUGGGCGGUGCUCCAGUGACAGGAAGUGGAAACAACAAUCCCAACAUGGCCGCCAUGCAAGUGCAAAAGUAUUUGAGUCAGGGCCCGCACGGCGUCGCCGUUGGCCCUCAGGCCGUGGGCAAUCCAUCCGCGGUGUCGGUGGGAUUCGGACAGAGUUCAUCAAACGCAGCAGUGGCUGCAGCAGCCAGUGUCAAUAUUGCAGCUAACACAAAUAAUCAACCGUCUGGUCAGCAAAUACGCAUGCUGGGCCAGCAGAUUCAAUUGGCCAUCCACAGUGGUUUCAUAUCCAGUCAAAUAUUGACUCAACCGCUCACACAAACUACCUUAAACCUGUUGAAUCAACUCCUUAGCAAUAUAAAGCAUCUCCAAGCAGCCCAGCAAUCUCUGGCUAGAGGCGGCAAUGCCAAUCCAAUGGCAGUGAAUGUUGCCAUCGCUAAAUACAAGCAACAAAUUCAGAAUCUACAAAACCAAAUAAAUGCACAACAAGCCGUUUAUAUAAAGCAGCAAAAUCUACAACCGAAUUCGCAGCAGCAGCAGCAGCAGCAACAACAACAACAACAACAACAACAACCACAACAGCAACAUCCAACAGCACACCUGAACAACUCUGGCAAUGACUAUAUGAGAAGUCACGAUGCAAUAAAUAACCUGCAAGGCAACUUUUCUGAGCUCAAUCUUAAUAAGCCAAGUGGAUACCAAGGCGCAUCCAAUCAGCAGUCCCGCUUAAAUCAGUGGAAACUUCCAGUAUUAGAAAAGGAUAUAAAUGCUGAUAGCACAGACUUUUCGCGGGCUCCAGGUGCGACUAAGCAAAAUUUAUCGAGCAAUUCAAACAAUAUGGGCUCUUUGGGCCUGCAAAAUGAUGGUACAUGGUCAACUGGGCGCAAUAUUGGUGACGGUUGGCCGGACCCCUCAUCUGAUAACGAGAAUAAAGACUGGUCAGUUGCACAGCCAAGUACAGCAGCACCUGCUUACACCGACCUGGUGCAAGAGUUCGAGCCAGGCAAGCCGUGGAAGGGUUCUCAGAUCAAAAGCAUAGAAGACGAUCCCAGCAUAACUCCCGGCAGCGUUGCUAGAUCUCCAUUGUCCAUUAAUCCGACGCCAAAAGAUGCUGAUUUAUUUGCCAAUACUGGCAAAAAUUCGCCGACUGAUCUGCCGCCUUUAAGUUUGUCAUCGUCAACGUGGAGUUUUAAUCCCAAUCAAAAUUUUCCAAGUUGGUCAGACAACAAUCAGCAGUGCGCAUCCACCUCUGAGCUGUGGACAAGUCCCCUAAAUAAAGCAUCGUCUCGAGGACCACCACCUGGAUUGACUACUAAUGCCAAUAAGUCUGGCAACGGAGUAAGUGGCGUCACUUCAACAUCAUCAACGAUCGCCGGCAGUGCCAAUGGCUGGUUGCAGACGCGAAGUGGUGUCCCAACUACAAAUACAACUUGGACUGGAGGCAAUACUUCAUGGAGUUCUAGUUGGUUGCUUCUGAAAAAUCUUACAGCUCAGAUUGACGGUCCUACCUUACGUACCCUGUGCAUGCAGCAUGGCCCCCUUGUCAGCUUUCACCUAUACUUAAACCAAGGAAUUGCCUUAUGUAAAUAUACAACGCGGGAAGAGGCGAGCAAGGCGCAAAUGGCUUUGAAUAACUGUGUUCUCGGCAACACAACAAUUUUUGCUGAAACUCCGAGUGAGAAUGAGGUACAGAAUAUCUUACAACAUUUGCCGCAAGUCCCAUCCUCAACCAACUCUGCUAUUGGAAGUAGCGUCGGCAGUAGCGUUGGUACAGCACCUGCUACUAGCAGUUCGGUGUCCAGCCUAUCUGGAAACAGUAGCAACGGAAAUGGCAACGGAAACGGUGGCGGCGGCGGCAGCGGCAAUAGCAGCAUCAGUGGCAGCAAUCCAAGCACAAGUGUGGCAAAUUCGAAUCUACUUAGUACAAGCGGUGGGGCGGUCCCCAAUUCCGGUGGUGCUGGCAGCUCUGCAACGGCUCCAGUCGGCAGCAGUACGGUGAACAGCAAUUCCGUGAAUGGUUCUGCAGGUUCCGGAAAUAGUGCCGGUUCCAAGAGUACCGCAAAUAAUAUAACAAUUAGUGGUGGCCAGUCCGGCGCAUCUGGUUUAACCAAUAGCAACAGCUCCACGUGGCGUCAGACUACUCAAAACCAACCAUUGUCCGGGCAAAGUAGGCCAACAGGCAGAGAAGCUGACUAUGAUUAUAUAUCUCAAUUUGUUUGUUCCAUUGUUGAUGAUUAAAAAUCGAUGACUAUCGGUCAUUAACCAUCGACUAUCACAUUCUGUGACUCAAGACACACACCCAAAAGCUUCAAAUGAUUCGAUACUAAGUAUGUAUGGAAAGCAAGACCAUGUUGUGAAGUAUAUAAAAAAUGGAUCGACUGAUAGACGAAUGGACUUAGAUUUUUGUAUGCCCGUAGAUUUAUUUUUCUUCAUCGUUCAUAGAGUUAAACUUGUAUAUUUAAGUUACAAUUUAAUUAAGGAAAAACCCGAAAAAAACAUGCUGUCAAAAAAAAAAAAAAUGAAAUACUUGAAUCGUUUGAGUAACAAACAUGAGCAUACCUUCCUAUUUGAGUGCAAGUAUUCAGAAUCUUAAGCGCCAAUUGCUUAUAGUGGGAAAUGAAUUGGGGAAUUCUAAACCAUAUUUAUACAUUAAAAUUCGUUUUAUGCGUUUAUAUAUAUAUAUGUAUAUAUAUAUAUACAUACAGACGAAUUUUCUUAAGUCUACUUUAGAUUUGAGAUAUAUAUAUAUAUAUAUAAAUAUAUAUUGUGUACAUAUGUUUUAAGUCUAUGUCCCCUUGUGCUUGUCUAAAUCGAUUAUCCAGAGACCAUUCAUGAGUUUUUUGUAUUUCAAAAAAGAAAAGAAAAAAAUACCUGUGUUAUAUACAUUUUAGGAAGUUAUAAUCUUAUUACGGUUUUGCUUUCAUUAAAGCAUUCCCACCGAAAUAAUUCGGUUAUACAUUAUUAGAUCACAAUAAAAAUAUCAAUGAAGUUAUUUAGAAAACCGCCUUUGAAUAUUGACCCAUACACAAUUCGUGGCUAUGAAUUCUCUUCUCAAUAUUCUAAUGUAACAAAAAUUUUUUAUAUUUUUGUUAGUAUUAAGUGGAUCGGUAUUGGAGCUUCACUUAUUGGAUGUUGAUAACCACUUAGGCUUUCAUUCGGACACAUUUCAAUAGCAGCAUUUGUUGGAGUACAUACAUACUUAUAUUGUGUACUCAAUAUACAAAUUGGGCAAACAUUAAAUUGGUGAUAAAAUUCCAAAAGAAUCAGAUGUCUAGUGUUCGAUAAUUUUAUCAUUGUAUCUGAGGUAUUAAUGAAGUCAGUUAAUGUAAAAAUGUAUACAAAAAUAUUAAACUGCAAUUAUCGAAUUCAAUAGAACGAAAUCCUCUUUCUACCUUCAUAGACUUUUUAUUGAUGACUAAAUAUUUUUUUAAAAUUUGUUAAAAGCAGAAAGAAAAUAUGUCACUGGGCAGAGUCACUGUUUUCCAAGGACAGAUUGGUGAACAUGUUCGUAAAAAUAAGUAACAAUUUCAGCAUCCAUAUCUACGAUGUCUAUGUCUGUCAGUAAUGAAUCUGAAUCUUUCUUAAAUCCCUUCUACCUGAUUCCCCGUAUUUCCACACGAUAUGUGCUUUUGAGACAAAUAUCCGGAGCAAAGCAGAGAAAACGUCUCAAUUGUGUUAAAUUACAACUUGCGGUACCAAAGAACAGAGUUCAGUGUGUUGUAGAGGUAACUAUGUAAGUGUAAAUAUAUGUAUGUCUAUGUGCUGGUAGGUUGGUAGUGGUAUAUCAUAUAUCAUCACAGUUAGAGUCUAUUGUAGAUGUUGAAAAAGUGAAAAAUAAACAAAUAUUUAAUAAUAAUAGCAUUAUUAUUACCACAUACAUAUGUAAGUAUGUGCAGCGUUCAACUGUUAUCCGUGUACGAGUAGUUUUAUCAAAGUCCUACAGCUAAUAAAUGAUAAAUAUUUCUUUGUAUUUUAAUUAAA
Molecule: messenger RNA, 6426 nt
Organism: Drosophila miranda
Lineage: Eukaryota; Metazoa; Arthropoda; Insecta; Diptera; Drosophilidae
Gene: gw
Product: protein Gawky
Exons: 10
Coding region: 487-4683 (1398 amino acids)
Biological process (GO): miRNA-mediated gene silencing by inhibition of translation; positive regulation of nuclear-transcribed mRNA poly(A) tail shortening
Cellular component (GO): nucleoplasm; P-body
Molecular function (GO): RNA binding; protein binding
Source: RefSeq, a predicted model, not a curated record